Molecule: messenger RNA, 244 nt
Organism: Sphaeroforma arctica JP610
Lineage: Eukaryota; Ichthyosporea; Ichthyophonida
Exons: 1
Source: RefSeq, a predicted model, not a curated record
GGGUACAACACUAACCUCACGACCACAGCGGCUGUCAAGCUACACCAGUUCACAUCGGGGCAGCGCGAGGCGGAUCGACUGCUGGUGCGUCUGCAUGCGUUCUUGUACAUUCCCCUGCUCUCUAAGGUCCCCACUGCAGCUGCUAUUACGGGCGUGUUCAGCCUGGUGAAGCGCAUGCAGGAGGGGUCUAUGUACAGAGAUGGCACAGGUGCAAGCAGAAGCGCGAUGCAGACGGCCCGGCCAC